CGGGAGAAUUAAAAAAAAAAGUAAGAGCGAGGCGGCGCAUAUAUGCUCUCCGCUUACCUUCUGCGUAAAUACUGCACUUGCCAAUUUCCUCGCAUAUAAGGGUGGACUUCAAUGGAUGAGGGUUUCCAUCCAUAGCCACUGGCGGCUGCGUUUGGCGAUCUCCAGAGCGCCGCCUCCUCCGCCUCUUGCCCUAUCGCCGACACUUGUCAGUCAUCUACCACCGCGCCGCUGUGCGUCUUGUUCUCGUCACUUCGGCUCCGUUCGUGGUGCCUUCGGUAGGGUUUACCAUCACUCUCUGGCGUCGGCCCCCAUGGGAUCGCAGCAACAGGAAUUGACGCAGGUGGAGUGGCCUGCGAGCAGAGUCCGUGAUACUUUCAUCAGUUUCUUCGAAGACAAAGGCCAUGUCAACUGGAAAUCAAGCCCCGUCGUUCCUGUUAAUGACCCUACCCUUCUCUUCGCCAACGCUGGUAUGAAUCAGUUCAAGCCUAUCUUCUUAGGGACUGUUGAUCCAAACAAUCCCCUGGGUAAACUGACUCGGGCAUGCAACACUCAGAAGUGUAUCAGAGCUGGUGGGAAACACAACGAUCUUGAUGACGUUGGGAAAGACACAUAUCAUCACACAUUCUUUGAGAUGCUUGGUAAUUGGUCUUUUGGGGAUUAUUUUAAAAGAGAAGCAAUCGAAUGGGCUUGGGAGCUUCUCACCAAGGUGUAUAACUUACCUGCUGAUCGUAUUUAUGCCACUUAUUUUGGCGGCGAUGAGAAAUCCGGGCUUGCUCCUGAUAAUGAAGCAAGGGAGAUAUGGCUGAAGUUCUUGCCACCUGGGCAUGUCCUACCUUUUGAUUGUAAAGAUAACUUUUGGGAGAUGGGUGAUACUGGUCCUUGUGGACCCUGCACUGAGAUACAUUUUGAUAGAAUUGGGAAUCGUGAUGCUGCAUCGUUGGUUAACAAUGAUGAUCCUACAUGUAUUGAGAUAUGGAACCUUGUCUUUAUUCAGUUCAACAGGGAAGGUGAUGGCUCACUGAAACCUCUUCCUGCCAAGCAUGUUGACACUGGCAUGGGCUUUGAGCGAUUAACUUCUAUUCUCCAGAAUAAGAUGAGCAAUUAUGAUACUGAUGUGUUCUUACCCAUCUUUGAUGCAAUACAAGAAGCAACUGGGGCGCCAGCAUAUUCUGGAAAAGUUGGACCUGAUGAUGCAGAUAAAGUUGACAUGGCAUAUAGGGUUGUUGCCGACCACAUAAGAACUCUUUCAUUUGCCAUUGCAGAUGGUUCUUGUCCAGGCAACGAGGGGCGGGAAUAUGUUCUAAGGCGUAUUCUACGUCGCGCUGUACGUUAUGGAACAGAAGUCCUAAAAGCUCAACCUGGAUUCUUCAGUGGGCUUGUAAAGGUGGUGGCUCAAGUGAUGGGCGAUGUGUUUCCAGAGCUUAAACAACAUGAGGUGCAUAUUAGGGAUACAAUUGCUGCCGAGGAAGCAAGUUUUGGGAAGACAUUGCUUAAUGGAAUUGAGAAGUUCAAGCGGGCUGCUCAAGAUGUUCAGGGAAAGAUUUUAAGCGGGCAGGAUGCUUUUGUCUUGUGGGACACAUAUGGCUUUCCCUUGGAUCUGACUCAGUUGAUGGCAGAAGAAAGAGGUUUGGUGGUUGAUAUUGAAGGCUUUAAUAAUGCUAUGGAUGAAGCCAGGGAGCGAUCAAGAAAUGCUCAGAAUAAGCAAGAUGGUGGUACUAUUCUAAUGGAUGCAGAUGCUACAUCAGCUUUGCAUAAAAGAGGGGUUGUUGUAACAAAUGACAGCUUCAAGUUUACCUGGUUCCAGGACCAUGAAAGCGUGAUAAAAGCUAUUUAUACAGGAAGGGAAUUCUUGGAAAGGGCUGUGGGUCAUGAUGAAGUUGGUGUUAUUCUGGAAAGUACAAGUUUCUAUGCAGAGCAAGGUGGGCAGAUAUUUGAUACUGGAUCACUUGAGGGCCCUUUUGGAUCAUUUCAAGUUUGUAAUGUACAAACAUAUGGAGGAUUUGUAGUUCACAUUGGAUCAUUUACUGGGAAAACAGGCAAGUUUUUGGUAGGCGAUAAAGUGAUAUGUAAGGUUGACUAUGACAGACGCAAGCUGAUUGCUCCUAAUCAUACCUGUACACACAUGUUGAAUUUUGCACUAAGGGAAGUUCUUGGCAAUCACGUUGAUCAAAAAGGAUCCAUUGUUCUUCCUGAGAAAUUAAGAUUUGACUUUUCACAUGGCAAGCCUGUGAAACCUGAUGAUUUAAGAAAAAUUGAAUCCAUUGUGAAUGAGCAAAUCAAAGCUGAACUGGAUGUGUUUGCAAAGGAGGCAAAUCUGGCUGAUGCCAAGAGCAUAAAUGGUUUGCGAGCAGUAUUUGGAGAAGUCUAUCCUGACCCAGUUAGGGUUGUGUCAAUUGGAAGAAAAGUGGAGGAUCUCUUGUCUGACCCAGAAAAUAAUGAUUGGCUAUCUGUUUCUGCUGAACUCUGUGGAGGGACUCAUAUUUCAAACACACGGGAAGCUAAGGCGUUUGCUCUCUUGUCUGAGGAGGGAAUUGCUAAAGGGAUCCGUAGAGUAACUGCUGUUACAACAGAUCUUGCUUUUAAAUCCCUGGAACUGGCUUCCUCGCUGCAUCAGGAAGUAAAGGAGGCAUCAAAAAUAGAAGGAAGCUUGCUGGAACAGAAAGUAACUUCUUUGAAUGGUCGUGUGGAAUCUGCUGCUAUCCCAGCAGCCAUGAAAGCUGAUCUGAAAGCCAAAAUAUCUGUCCUUCAGAAUCAAGUUAUAAAAGCAAAAAAGAAGAUUGCCGAAGAGAACAUACAGAAAGCUGUCAAGCAUGCAAUUGAGACAGCAGAACGUGCUGCUUCUGAUGGAAGGGCUUUCUGUAUAUCACAUAUUAACGUUGGUUCAGACACUGCUGCAAUCCGUGAAGCAGUUGUCAAAGUCAUGGAACAAAAGGGGAUAGCAGUCAUGGUUUUCAGCAUUGAUGAAACCGCAAACAAGGCUUUGGUUUGUGCUGGGGUACCGGAGAAGGGAGAUAAAAGUAAGCAACUAAAGGUGUUGGAGUGGCUGGUUGCUGCUCUAAAGCCCCUUAAAGGAAAGGGUGGUGGAGGCAAGGGUGGUCUUGCGCAGGGCCAGGGGACUGAUAUAUCACAACUAGAGGAUGCGAUGGAGGUGGCAACAUCAUUUGCAGCAAUGAAAUUGAGCUGAAAACACUAUAAUAGCUUGAUGAUGCAGUGUGCACAGGCAGAAGCAUGGUGAUCAUGAUUCACUGCCAACUUUCUGAUUUUUUAUACUAAUUUAAAUGAAACAACACAAACACAUGAUGCUAUAGAAAAGCACACUGUUUCUUCUGUAGUGACCACAAACACAUUCUUGUCUUUGAAGUGAAAAGGAAUAUUUAAGUUGAAUGGUAAAGUGUGUCUUUGCAUUCUUUUC
Diospyros lotus (date-plum) is the source of this 3412-nucleotide messenger RNA. Its product is annotated as alanine--tRNA ligase. Gene Ontology annotation, molecular function: nucleic acid binding; aminoacyl-tRNA deacylase activity; ATP binding. Gene Ontology annotation, cellular component: mitochondrion; cytoplasm; chloroplast. Lineage: Eukaryota; Viridiplantae; Streptophyta; Magnoliopsida; Ericales; Ebenaceae. The record is from RefSeq and is a predicted model, not a curated record. Gene Ontology annotation, biological process: alanyl-tRNA aminoacylation; tRNA modification. The coding region runs from base 116 to 3184 and encodes 1022 amino acids. The transcript is spliced from 23 exons.